Messenger RNA from Hypanus sabinus (Atlantic stingray), 3661 nucleotides. Its product is annotated as zinc fingers and homeoboxes protein 1-like. The record is from RefSeq and is a predicted model, not a curated record. Gene Ontology annotation, molecular function: DNA binding; DNA-binding transcription factor activity, RNA polymerase II-specific. Bases 487 to 2442 code for a protein of 651 amino acids. Lineage: Eukaryota; Metazoa; Chordata; Chondrichthyes; Myliobatiformes; Dasyatidae. The transcript has 3 exons. Gene Ontology annotation, biological process: regulation of transcription by RNA polymerase II. Gene Ontology annotation, cellular component: nucleus.
CUGCGUAGGGACUGCCCUCUCUUGGUCAGUCUCCCCUGUCUGACUUUUAAUGAACGGAGCCCCCGCGUUCAGUUCCCUUUAACAGAAGGAGCCAGAGCGUGUGACUGGGACGGAGACACGGGAGUGAUCAGCAGCGGGAACGGACCGAAGCGGAAUCCUUACAAAGGGACUGCAACGCUUUAAAUAUCCGGAUGGACGGGACGAGAGGAAGAGGAGGAGAGGGCAGAGGCCAGCGAGACCCGUUCGCACUGAGAGUGGAGGCACUUACAGGAAAAUAAAGAAAUACAAUAGAAUUUAUGAAAAGCCUUACAUAAACAAAGACUGACAACCAACCAAUGAGCAAAAGAAGACAAAAAGAGCAAAUGAAUAUAUAAAUCAUACUGAGAACAGGUCGUAGGUCCUGGAAAGUAAGCCUGUAUGCUGUGGAAUCAAUUCAGUGCUGAGGAAAGUGCAGCAGAGACCGACUGACUCUCUGACUCCUCCAGCAUGGCGGCCAAGCGCAAGUCCAGCGCUCCACAGCCGGUGGGGCCGGGUGAACAUGAGAGGGCGGCAGGUGAGACUGAGGAAGGGGGCUGGUCCAGGCCUGGGGCCCCCGAGGUGUUGUACGACCGGGAGCAGGACCGGGAGCGAGUGCUGGGAGCCGGCCGACGCUGGGAGAGGGAGGAGGACAAAGACCAGGAAGAGGAUGGAAUUGAGGACGAGGAAGGGCCAGAGGGAUACCACUGCCAGAUCUGUGGGUACCAUGCUGACCAGUUGCAGCCCUUCAACCUCCAUCUCCACACCGUCCACCCAGCUGUGGUGCUGCAGGAGCUGUACGGCCUGUUGGGCUUACCUGCAAGCCUCGUGCCUGGUCUCCUAGGAGCCCCUGUCCCUGGACUGGGUGUAACAAUCAGUCCCCGGCCCAUCCUCAGCCCCAGCCACAUCGGAGGUCCCAUCCCUGGCCGGGGACCCGAGCAUAUUUGGGGACUCCUCUCGAGGCUGGGGCCCACCGGGGCCCAGCAUCCUGGUCUGGGACUGACUGGAGGGCCUAUUGCUGGCCUAGGACUGACUGAAGAGUCCCAUCUCAGCCUGGGACUGACCGGAGGCCCCCAUCCCAGCCUGGGACUGAGAGGGAGGCCUGUUGCUGGUUAUGGACUGACCGAGGAUCCCCAUCCCAGCCUGAGGCUGACUGGAGAUCUUUAUCCCAGCCUGGGACUGACUGGUGGCCCUACCAAAGGACCCCACCCCAACCUGUCCCGGGGGACAACCUCAGGCCUGGGCCAAGCAGCACAUACACUGCUGGGCCGGCCUGAGGGCCACAGCCCCAGGGCAGAAGGCGAAUGUGGGGGCAGGGAGUCAGCCAUCGUGCAGAUCGACCUGACAGGCGAGGAUGAGGCUGAGGCAGGCGGGGAAGCUGAGUCUGGGCUGGGAGCAACAGUCAGCCCAGAGAAGGCAGCUCUCGUUCCCUCAGCAGUGACAGUGGAGGGCACCUCCUCCUCCCAGUGCAAGCUGCCAGAGCCUACGACUCAGCCGGCUCCAGAUGCCGAGCUGGAGCUGGAGCUGGAGGCCGGUGGGCCCCUGGCUGAGUCCUUCAGUCGCUUCCCUUACCCGAGCCCGGCUGAGCUGGCCCGCUGCGGCCUGUCAGCAGGGCUACCGGCAGAGCGGGUCAGGGUGUGGUUCGCUGUUCAGAGAUUGCGGCACGGCAUCAGCUGGACCCCCGAGGAGGUGUGGGAAGCCCGUGACAAGCUGCAGCAGGGCCACAGACCACUACGACUGCCGCUGCCAACAAUGGCGCCAGGAUCCAAGUGUGUCCAGGGGCUGUGUGGCCUCAAGGUCCAGGCUCAGCCAGCGGCACUUAGGGGUGGCUCCUCCCCCCGCCACCCUCCUCCAGAGCAAACGGAGUGCUGGAAUUCCAAGGCCCGUGACAGCCCGGGAGGGGAAGCGGGUCCUGAGAGCAAACCCCUCCUUCAGCAGGAUGGGGAGGACGAGGAGGAGGGCGAAAUGGAUGAGGAGGAGGGGCCGCAAGAAGCCGCCCCCAGGCAGGCCAGUCCCCGCCUCCAGCCCCCGCUGCUAGGCCGUCCCCGUAAGUCCAAAGAGCAGCUGGCCGUGCUGAAGGGCUUCUUCCUGCGAUGCCGCUGGCCGAGUGCCGACGACUACAGCCGGCUGGUGCAGAGCACUGGCCUGGCCCGUGCAGACAUCAUCCAGUGGUUUGGUGACACCCGCUACGCCCUGAAGAAUGGGCAGCUCAAGUGGGUCCACCGGGGCUCGGCGGCCUUGGCCGGGGUCCGAGGGGGAGGAAGCCGGGCGGGGGGCCCCAGGCGGGGAGAGCUGACCCAGGGGCUGCAGGAAGCCGGCUCUGACAAGGAGCGGCUGGAGGGUGCAGAAGAGAAGGUGGUGGGCAAACCUGGGCUGAACCAGGAGAUCUCUGGUCAUGGCAACCCUGUUGUCAGGCUGGUGCUUUAACCCUGGGAAGGGUUGGAUGAGAAGGCUGAAAAGGAAGGUGGUCCUCCUGGGAUUGAGGGGUGAGGAGUCAACUCUGCCAGGCUCAGCAGUCAUUUCCAACGAAAGCCAGGGGUCAACUCUGAAUGAAGUGAGAAUUCCACUCUACCCAGUCCAGGUCGGCCGACCGCACCCCCACUGCCCAAUCUCGCUAUCCUUUUACCUGCUCAGGUGGGACGAGAAAGUGAAGUGGGGUGGUGGGGGGUGGAUUUAUGUCGAUAUGGAGAGGGUUAACCCUGCCUGUGCUGGCAGAGUGUCAACGAGCUCAGGUCCCUGGACACUGAGGACCACUUGUAUGGUUAAGGAGCAAGGGUGUGUGGCCCUCAUUACUCCAGGGGCUCCGCCUUCUUCACCAUCAGCUCUGCACCCCCUCGCCGCUGCCACACUCCCUUAUCUGGUCCAGUGAUGGGAUGACCUUACUCUUGUCUUGGGACUAACAUGGAAGAGUAGUCCCAUCCUGUGGCAGUCAGUCCCACUCUGGACUGUUGUUCGGCUGGGAGUAAAACAGUUCCAGAUAUGCACCUCCUUUCCAUAGUAGAGAAUUUCUCCCCAUCUCUGUCCAGAGUGACACCCCAUCCUGCCUCUAGGCUCCUUAGCCAGACAAAACGUUGGCCACAUUGAGCCCUGAAGUCAUUUCUUCAAUCACUGACAUGUUUAAGUGCUGAUCCCAACACAUAACAGGGAAGAUGGGAUCUGCGCACAGCAUUGCCUUUGCUCCCUCUGAACUCCCCACCACCACCACCACCACUACAGUCUCUUCCAAACCAGGGAUGCAAUACCACGUUUGACUUCAGUGACCCCUGCACAUCCUCGUGAUCUGGUGAACGUCUUCAGGAUGCGGUGGUGCUGGGGGUAAGAUAUGUCUCUCCAUAAAAGAGGGUAAUUGGGAAGAAAAUGCCGCCCCUAUGUUGGGGUUCACAAGACCCUUACCUAUUCUAACCUCACCCACCCACUCCGCCCUACCUCGUGUUGUCACCGUCUUUCCCUGGAAUGAAUUGGACUGCUGGCUCCCACAAAGAUUGAAUCCUUGACCCCAGUCUGACCCACUCCAUCGCCUUGUCCACCUUGGGAAGACAUAUUGGAUGAGUGGAGAGUCUCAGAACCAGUACGCACUGGUGUUGCUCAUCCUGACUGACCAGAAUUGUGUUGCUAUUUCCAAAAAAAAAAACUUUUUACAAACCAA